AUGGGUGAGAAUAGUGAAGAAGCUCAAGAAAAUCGUCAAGUUCCCCGUUUGAACGAAAGGAUUCUUUCAUCUUUGUCAAGGAGAUCAGUAGCUGCCCACCCUUGGCAUGAUCUUGAAAUUGGACCUGGAGCUCCUCACAUUUUCAACUGUGUUGUGGAGAUCACUAAAGGAAGCAAGGUCAAAUAUGAACUUGACAAAAAGACGGGAUUAAUUAAGGUCGAUCGGAUUUUGUACUCAUCAGUUGUUUAUCCCCAUAACUACGGUUUUAUCCCACGGACACUCUGUGAAGACAAUGAUCCGCUUGAUGUCUUGGUUCUCAUGCAGGAGCCCGUUCUUCCGGGUUGUUUCCUGCGAGCCAGGGCCAUUGGACUUAUGCCAAUGAUUGAUCAGGGAGAGAAGGAUGAUAAAAUUAUAGCAGUGUGUGCUGAUGACCCAGAAUAUAAGCACUUUACUGACUACAAAGAGCUUGCACCUCAUCGCAUCUCUGAGAUCCGACGCUUCUUCGAAGAUUACAAAAAGAAUGAGAACAAGGAGGUAGCAGUAAACGAUUUUCUACCUGCAAGCGUUGCUGUUGAUGCCAUCCAGUACUCAAUGGAUCUUUACGCAGAGUAUAUUCUGCAGACCUUGAGCCGAUAG
Messenger RNA from Abrus precatorius (Indian licorice), 636 nucleotides. Its product is annotated as soluble inorganic pyrophosphatase 1-like. The record is from RefSeq and is a predicted model, not a curated record. The transcript is spliced from 8 exons. Gene Ontology annotation, biological process: phosphate-containing compound metabolic process. Gene Ontology annotation, cellular component: cytoplasm. Lineage: Eukaryota; Viridiplantae; Streptophyta; Magnoliopsida; Fabales; Fabaceae. Gene Ontology annotation, molecular function: inorganic diphosphate phosphatase activity; magnesium ion binding. The coding region runs from base 1 to 636 and encodes 211 amino acids.